CGCAGCCCAAAGCCCUAAUAAUCUACAUAUACAAAAUUUUGUAUAAUAUAAUCCAAUCUGUCCAGCCCACUCGUAAUUUAGGGUUUUGCUGCCUCAUCUUCAUCAACCCUCAUCAAGAUGACCAAGAGAACAAAGAAGGCGGGGAUUGUUGGAAAAUACGGCACCCGUUAUGGUGCCAGUUUACGUAAGCAGAUUAAAAAGAUGGAGGUUUCACAGCACAGCAGAUAUUUCUGUGAAUUUUGCGGAAAGUAUGCUGUGAAGAGGAAGGCUGUGGGCAUCUGGGGAUGCAAAGAUUGUGGCAAAGUCAAAGCAGGCGGUGCUUAUACAUUAAACACCGCUGCUGCAGUGACAGUUAGGAGCACUAUACGGAGGCUGAGGGAGCAGACCGAGAGUUAGAUCUUAUUGAUCAUUUUGGAGCACACAGAUGCUAGUUCUCCAUAAAAUUACUGUUUCUUUUUCUUCCCUGAAUUUAAUAUAUCAUGUUAAUGACAAAAAAGAUUUUGUGGUACUAUGCACCAAUUUUGUGGUUUGGAUAAUGCACAACAUUUGUAUUUUGCUUUUGGGUAUGCAUAUCAUAUGCGGAUUUAUGUGA
Messenger RNA from Daucus carota subsp. sativus, 592 nucleotides. RefSeq names its product large ribosomal subunit protein eL43. NCBI's taxonomy places the organism in Eukaryota, Viridiplantae, Streptophyta, Magnoliopsida, Apiales, Apiaceae. Gene Ontology annotation, biological process: translation. The transcript is spliced from 5 exons. Gene Ontology annotation, molecular function: structural constituent of ribosome. The coding region runs from base 118 to 396 and encodes 92 amino acids. Gene Ontology annotation, cellular component: ribosome. The record is from RefSeq and is a predicted model, not a curated record.